AUGGCCCAAAAUCUACCACUGCCUAUUUCAAUGGAUGGAGACCAACAAGAUUGGGAGGCAUGGAUAGAGACUAGCAAGAACAAACUGGUGGUUCUACGAGAGAAGGAGGUGGGUGGUGAUAGUUAUUGUGCAAUGGGUGGUCGUGACUGUGUACACGAGAGGAGGUGGCCUAGUGGCCUGGUGGCGUGGAAGAGGGAAGUUGUUGUGCUUGUUGGGGUGAGCUGUUUCACAACCGAGGUUUUGGAAGGAUUCGAUGUGCAGAGAACAAGUGGUCUGGGAGAUACGAUAAGAAAAUAUGGUUUUCUCACUCGAGCAAUAACCCAGUACUACAGAUCUCUGGAUCCUGAAGACAAAGAGAAAAGCUGUGGGGUCUGCUCUCCUUUUGAUGAAUUUAUUAAGAGGUGCCAAGAUUUAGAAAAGAUGACAGUCAGUGAUGUCUUUGCCACCCAACUCAUGCAGGUCCAACAGGUGACAGAGGAGGUUGCCAUCACUGUUCUGGAUUUGUACCCGACCCUGCUAUCUCUUGCUCGUGCAUAUUCUUCACUUGAUGGUGACGUUCGUGCUCAAGAGGAAAUGCUCAAGAAGCAGAGUAACAAUGUAAUCAAUGAAGUUGCUAGUAGAAAUAUUUUCCAACUUAUUUGGGGUAGUUGA
Ilex paraguariensis (yerba mate) is the source of this 651-nucleotide messenger RNA. The record is from the annotation of a GenBank genome assembly. NCBI's taxonomy places the organism in Eukaryota, Viridiplantae, Streptophyta, Magnoliopsida, Aquifoliales, Aquifoliaceae.